AUGACAUCUAUAAUCAAACUUACUGUCCUUUCUGGGGCUUAUGAUGAGGGGCCGCUAUGUUAUUUGCUUCAAGUCGACGAAUUUAGGUUUCUCCUUGAUUGCGGAUGGAACGAGGCUUUCAGUCCAGAAGUUAUUGAGCCGGUGAAAAAGUAUGUUGUUUUGAGCUGUUUUGAGUCAGGGCACAUGCAUUUUGUAUAGAUAUACCCUGAUAGGUUUCUUAUUUUGCAGAUUUCGAGUUAAGGUAACAGUAGACCAAACUAAAUGCUAUUUACGUUAAGUAAAACUUGACGCUGCGAUGGUCUGCGUAUUGAAAUUAAAGAUAGCCUCAUCUUUAAUUUGAAGUGCAAAUGUAGGUCGAUUUGACAACCACCACACCAACUUAAGCGAUUUUCCCAAAUCUGAUGAAACAAUUUCAAUCUGGCUAGUAUUUUUAAAGAUGGGUUUUACUCCUGAUUUCCUAAAAACUUAAUCAUUUCCUCCAGUUGCUGUGAGUCGACAAUAUCUAUUAACUAAAACAGGGAAACAGUUGACAGGGGGUCAUCCCCGGGGUAUCCGGUCGUUUCGCCUACGGUCUGUUCGCCUAUGGCUAGGGUUGAUUCGCCUACGUCUUAUAUGUCAGUUCACCUACGAUUCAUAUGCUGAAGCUUUAAAUCUGAAUUAUAAAAAGUCCUUGUUCCUUGUAGCCUAAAAAGAAAACACAACAACAAAAGUUGAUACAUUCUAUCCUCGAUGUCUAGAAAAGCAAUUAAAUGUGCUAAGACACUUAAGUUGGAAUGUUUUUAAAAACUUUAUUAUGGCAGAACCCGGUCGUCAAAUCAAAUUAAAACGUAAACAAACGCUCGUAAUUUAGAAUUAUUUAGCUUCAAUAGCCUUGAUUUUAUGAGUAUAAAGGUAACUUAACUCCAAAGUGGCGGUUAAUAGUUAUUGAGUUGGUUGAUUCAGCACACAAAGUCCCGCUUUAGGAAUUGAAUCGACUGACUAGCAUCCGAACGCGAUCGCUGUUUCAUUGUCUUCGUUUUACAUCAGCUGUGAGUAAUAAAUUAUAUUACACUGGAGAUGAGCCCAACCCGGUACACUGAUAUCAGAGAACAGGGAAUUUGAGCAACCGACCUGAGGCCAUCUGAGAAUCAGACAUGUGUAAAAUCUUCCUUAUCAUUUGUUUUUAGUUUAAAAUUUAUGGCUUUAGUCCAGAAAAGUUACAGGACUUUCAGUUAACAAAUCCCUGGGAUUGAAAUAUAGUGUUAUAAACUGGUAGUAGUUAUAUAAGCUGAUAGUGGUUUUCAAUAGUAUGUUUUUUCUUCAGACACAUACACCAGAUAGAUGCAGUACUCCUGACAUUUCCUGAUAUAUAUCACAUGGGUGCACUACCAUAUUUAGUAGGAAAGUGUGGUCUCCACUGUCCAAUAUACACCACCAUUCCUGUGUAUAAGAUGGGACAGAUGUUCAUGUAUGAUUUGUUUCAGGUAUGGUUACAUUUCUGGCAUAUUAUUCUUAUAUACUAUGAAAGAGUCACAAGCUUUCCACAAAAAGUCUUAAAUAAAGUUUAAAAGGAGGAUUUGGUAUGCCAACAAGGCAUUUGCCACUUGCUAAUACGUCGCUUGCUACUUCGUUUGGUCCUCAACGGGUUAAGUCUGUUUUGGAGGAUUCAUAGGUCAUGUGGUCUUUUGCAAUACAGUGAUUUCCUGUGGUUUCUUACAUUGAUUUCUGAUCCCUAGAUGCAGGUUUUUAAAAUGUCCUUUAUUAUUUUUGAAAGCGGCUCAAAAUUCUGUAGGGUUUGUUUUGCAUAGUUUUGUGCAAAGUCCUGAGAAAACAGACGACAUUUCGCUAUGCCACCAACCGUUUCCCCGCAAAUUGACAUUCGAGAAACAAGCGCAGAAAUUCCAUACUCAUGAUGCAUCUCUGCCCAGAUCUGGGUAGUGCUUCUAAUAAUUUUAAUAAUAAUAAUAAUAAUUUUUUGUGAAAAUUGCUUCAACUAAUCAGAAGCACUACCCAGAUCUGCACUCGUUUCUCAGAGUUCAAUUCUCCCGCAAAAUGUUGUCUGUUUUCUCAGGCUAGCAAAGUUUUGGAUGUGAAUUGUUAUCGGGUAUUUCAACGGUGAGUAUGGGAUUCCCUGCUAAUUAAAAGUUUGACAUGCUGAACCCAGCUACCCAUGUACACUGUAGUUGGUGUUACCUGCAGGAUAUUGAAGUUCAAGCUAUCCUACCCCUGUAGGUGUAGCAUGCAUCAGUCAACUAUAACCCCUUUCACCCCUAUCAAUCAUCCACUCGAUUCUCGAUAGCUUGUUCUCAAUUCUCGAUUCACACAGGAAUCAAGACUCUCAACAGACUGUCAACUUACUUUUGAAUGGUUCUGAAGGACUUGAGUGCAAUGAUGUUUUUAUUAUUCCCCCUUUUUCAGUUAUCAUGACAGUUGCUCCAGCCAGUAGCUGGAGGGAGCAACAUUGUUUUAAACUUUGUUUUUGUGUCUAGAAUAGUGCAACCAUUCUGACUGGUUUAAUGUUCAGACCUUACAAUUUUUAGGUGGUUUCAGGGAUGGAAAAUUAUAAACUUAAGUAGUCUCGGCCAAAAAAAUCAAUUUUAGAGCUAAAAGUUUGACAAAUAUCAAUGUUUUUCAAAACAUUCUUAAUAUAAUGCAGUCUCAGAUACCUAGUUUUCCCCCUAGAUACUUGUUCCUUCAGCCUCGUUUGUUCCGUCUCCUUGUUGGAUCGCACCUCCUUGUAAAACAACCCGAAUUAUAACUGUUGUUUGCUGGUCAAGAACGUCCAAAAUGUUGUGACAAGCUCUGAAAGGAUUUUUUUCUUUAUCAGCUUUUCUGGACAAGGCCUGCCCAGAGGGAAUGGCACAAAUGGGACUCAUAGGUCCCAUGAAAGGUGCCAUCCCUGCCCAAUUCCCUAACCGGUAUAGGUUGGCCACACCACCAGGGUCUGCAUCCCCUACUUUUUUCAAACAGUGGUGAGGGUUCUUUUACGUUCCACAAGAACAGAUCAGUGAAAGUGCUGCGAAACGGGACCUACGGUUUUUUGUCCUUAUUUGAGAAGACUAGAAAGUCUAACCAUUUGCAGAUGUCAUUACAUUUAAAGACCCUGAGUGUUGGUCCAGCUGGGGUUAGAACCCACGACCUCCCACUCAGCAGAUUGGUGCUCUCCCAACUGAGCUCAGCAGGUGAUGGUUACUGGGCAAAUCUCCCCUCUCCCAAAUGGGCCAGAAAAUCUCCUGGAUAGAAUUUUGCAUUUGGUACUUAGUUUGGAAUUAAAUCCAAUUUUAAAAAACUUUCUUAUCAUUGUGCUGUUUUUGUGGCAUUUUUGCAAGUACGUGUAUUUUAUCACUUACAAGACUAUCAAAUUCUGUCAAAUCUCCAAUGAUGGCUACCAUUCUUGACUUUUUCAUUAGUGGCCAUUGUAGAGAGGUGCCCCCUAGUGUAGGUUCAACUGUAUUAUUUUUAUGUAACAACUGUAAGCUUAUUUUGUAGUCCCGUAUGCCUUUAAAUCAUAAGAAUGAUAUUUUUUUCAUUUCAGUCUCAUCAAAAUUAUGAAGAUUUUGAAGUUUUCAGUCUGGAUGAUGUAGAUGCUGCUUUUGACAGAAUCAUUCAACUAAAAUACUCUCAAAAUGUCAGCUUGAAAGGUAAGUUUGGUAACUCCUACAGUAGAUCUGUUGUUUACACUCUCGUGGUUAAUGAACAGACAAUGAAAGCCAUUGCUUACAUACUGUUUUAUGUAGUCUUAGCUUGACUCCUCUUUUGGAAGGCAAUAUUAUUGAAUUUUCAGCGUUUUAGUGGACACAAAUUACCCAGAAAUGAAAUAUUUCUGCAGCAUGGGAAUAGUGGAGACUGGUGCAGUUUCAGUUGUAGUGCAGUAUGGGUAGAAUGGAGUGCUAUGAAAGGGAUGCUUAUCACAUGGGAAAGCAGUUGAGGUCAACACCCCAUCUAGCCCACGUUAUAUUUUAUCUAUUUAUUCAUUAUGUAUUUGAUUUAUUUAGUGACUAGUCAAGUUUUUACAUGUAGCUCGUUUUUGUUAUUUUUUGUUUGUUUUUGAAUAAUUAUUUCGAAUUUACCAUGCCUUGUUGAAAUACAUGCUUAGUAAAUGUGGGCAGAGACCUUCCUGCUGUGUAGCCUUCGUAGCCUUCGCUGUGUAGCUUUUCACAGUAUGCGCCCUGGAUCCUACCCAGAUUUCCUGCCAAGUUUUUUCCCUGCUCUGUUUUUUUUUCUUUCUGGAAGGUUUUUUCUGGCUUCCAUUCAGACAGGAUUGUUUGUAAACUGUUAGUUUAUGUACCACAUGUUUGAAUGUAAUAGAAGUUGUAGUAUAAUGUAUUGUUAUACAUGUAUCUGCGGUGCUUGGCUUAUCCAGCCAAAAUAAACCUGAUGGUUUUUCAAUUCAUGUUGUACUGCGUAGUGGAGCUGAAAUAGGAAAAUAUCUUAGCCCAGAAGGUACAUGUACACUGUAAGAACAGAUUUUUGAAAGUGUUUAAAUAGAUAAUAGGAAGAGUAAGCAACCGUGACGGCAAUGGCAGCAAAAAUGUGACUUGGAAAGUGAGUUUGCACUGGUUCAAACUUUAUUUCUCUUGUUUGACUUCAUACAAUUUGUUAUAUGUUGUAGAAUUCUUCUGGAGUUGAUUCUAAAAGACUGUAUCUAAGUUCAGAAAAAGAAAAAGAAAAUUGUUGUCUUGUGUUGAUGCCCUCCACAAAAUGUAAAACUAGGAAGUUUCACGUCCUAGUCAUGCAACGACAGCAAAAAAAAUUAAUUUACAAAGAAAUGUGCGUAAUGCAGGUGCAAGGUUCUAAUCUAGACCUACUACUUUUUUGCCAUUCUCUUUGCCGUCACCGUCGUCAUUGCUUUAGCUCCCUAAUGAGUGGUAAUCACCUUACAGCAGAUAAACAUUAGAGUCAGUUUUGCCUUUGACAGUUACAUGUUCAACUGAUUGUGUGAUACUCAUCAGGAGUAAGUUGUUCAAAAGAUGGAUAGCAAUAGCCUGGAGGGGGCGGGGGAGGGGUACUUCCUGAUAAGAGGCUAAUGGGGAUGUGCCGCUGGAUGGGGUUGCAUUUUCAUGACUGGAUUGACUAUAAUGGGGUUACAUUUUCAAGGUAGUUACUAGAAUGGGGUUGCACAUUUUCGGAUUUUGGGGGUAAGAAAGUUUUUCACAUUUACGGUUAGCAAACAUACCAGAAUGUAUGUACUGUAGGUGAAAAGUAAACUGCUCUUCAUUCAAUAUAAGAUAGACACAAAAAUUGAAAGUGACUAAGUUGGGAUCUCGAAAAUUACAUUUGCCCAAAAAGUGACUAAGAUGGGGUCUAUAAUAAUUAUUGGACACAGAAUAGACUAUAAUGGGGUAAGGGCCUCUUGGAGGCCAGGGGCACCUACCCUGCAAAAAUUAACCCUCUUACACCCCCGAGCAACAGCUACAUAGUAUGCAAUGAAUAUUGUAUUGGCUUUCCCGAAUCCUGAUACUUGUGAAUUGGGUAAUGAUUUAUCCAUUCAACAUUGGAUAGAACUAUCCAACAUUUGAACUACAGGGACCUCAUCAAGUAAUAGUCAGAAUUUUCUCAUUGCAUAGUUUCAAAAGGCUUAGUAUCACGAUGUGACACUGCCUAAUUAACAAGACCCAAUUUUCAUGCCCCAACUGUAACAUCAUCACCAUUGUGAUGUACGGACCUGCUUAGCUGGUAUGUUCUGUUUCCUAUUUCAAACCACAUAGCAGUAUCUCAGGGAAGUGUUUCUUUUAAAUAUUAUCCAAUACUCAUGCAUCCAUGUGCAUGUGAAUGCACAAUUGUGGGUGACAAGAGGAGCCGGCAAUCCUAAUCUCCAGGUUGUUAUUACAUGUUUCGCAUGUAUGUAGACAGCAGUCAUUUGGACUUCCACUAAGAAUGAAUGGAAUGCAUGGCAGGCGAUUUGAUUAGAUGCGUUUGGACCUUCUAUCACUCGUAAUCUGAUCACGUGUGUUUUGACUAUCUGUCACGUGAAACUUACACAAAGUACAGCAAUGGAGCAAAAGUGUUUUGACCUUCAAUCAUUGUCUCCGUAACCUUUGGUUAUACUUGUUUAUAAAAAGAUAAAAGACAAAUUCCCUGCAGAACGUCAUUUGGUCUGAAUUGGGGAAAAAACGUACAAGCUAAAAAGGUCUAUCAUGUACAUUUAAAUUCCCCCAAAAUUGCGGAAAAUUUUAUUUGCUUCUUCUAGGAAAGGGUCAUGGUCUGACAAUCACACCCUAUGCUGCUGGACAUAUGAUUGGUGGUACAAUGUGGAAGAUUGUUAAGGAUGGAGAGGAGGACAUUAUUUAUGCUGUGGACUAUAAUCAUAAGAAAGAGAGGUGUGUUUUAGUGGUGAAAACAGCUGUCUAAUUCAAGUUAAGGGCAAUGACUUGCAUGUAGUUUUGUUUUUGAGACACUGGAAUAAGUAUAGUCAAACCUGUAUAUAGUGGCCCUUUAUAAUAGUGGUCACCCUGUGUAUUGCAGUCACUGGACAAUUUCCUAAAAAUUUUGCCUUACAUUCUAUGUAACGUUUACCCAUAUAUGGCAGUCACCAGUCACUCCAAGACAAGAAGAAAGUCAAAAUACAUGUAAUAAAAACUCUAUAACUUAUCAGAAACACUUUAAAAAUUUCAAGUUCAGAUGAAACGUAUAUGUAGGUUUGUGACCAUUUACGAUCUCUCACACUAACUACCCAUGAGUAUUACAAUGUACAUGUAUUUUUACCCCUUCUUUCUCAAGGCACCUGAAUGGAGCUGUUCUGGAAACCCUUAGCAGACCUUCUUUGCUAAUAACAGAUAGCUUUAAUGCACUUAAUGUACAAGCCAGAAGGAGAGAAAGGGACACACAACUUAUGAGUAAGUUUUUUAAGCUCUAUAAUCAUUCCCAAUUUCUGUCUAAGACAUCUUAUCUACAAUUUUCUUCAAUGUGUGUUUUCACUUUUUCAUAAGAUCUAUCAUUAAACAUUUUGUUUUGCUGUUUCCAACCAGUCCUGUUAAAUGUUUGCGUUGAAGACAUUAUUUUAUUCUUUUGAUUCUUGUCCAUGAUAAUUAUGUGGUACAUUGUACGAAUCCACAGAAUCACCUCUUGUACAAUUAACACAAAAAGACUGCCAUUCGCUCAGCGCACGUUUUUUCAUUUAACUAAGAGUCCUAUGAUCUAAACUUUUGAAGAUGUCUUUUCCUUUCGGAAUCGAUGGUCUGUAUUAAAAUGGAGAAAUCAACAGCAUGUCUUGUUCUCCAGCCAGAAAAAACUAUUUGGCAAUUUACUGAUUAGUUUGUUCAAUUGGAUACAGCUGGGAAGCAGUGUUUUUUAGCACGUUAAGAGUUAUCUCAGCUACUGGUAAUAAUGUUGGAAUUUUUGUUUUGUUUUGUUUUGUUUUUUUCUUCAAUGAUCAACGUUGUUUGUCUUUUUGUUUACCAUUUAAAAUAUUUAUUUACAGGCAUUUGGGAAAUUAAAAGUUAUAUUUUGACAAAAAUGUUUCCUAUUAAGUUUUGAGCAGAUUUUGACCAAACAAGCAUAAAAAAAUGGUGCGUGAAAUAAAAAUUAUGCAAUUAAGGGAUGGCCAGAAGAAAUGGCCUAGUGUCAAAAAGAGUUAUCGUUUUGGGAUUUGUCUUUUUUUUUUUUUUCAUGACCUUGAAAACAUAUAUUCUGUAUAUUUUGAGCCUAAAUAGUUUAAUUACAUUAUGCUUAGAUGCUUUCAACAAAACAAGUUAAGGAAUACAUAAGGCUUUAAGUAGGUUUUGUAUUUCCUUAUAGGCAAAUAUUUUUUUACAUUUUUUGCCUCAUUAACAUCUGCUCAUCAUUAUCUGAUGAAACUAAUAAAAUACAACCGCUGAAUAUUGAGAGAGCAUAAUAAUUUCAGCUAUGCAUGUAUCUGAAAAAUUUGAGGCCAAUAUACUGAAUGGUUGCGGAGAAAUUCUCUUUUAAAAACUCAAAAUUUUACAAAGAAUAUAUGGCUUAUUAACUUUUUUGCCACCCAGCAAUUUUGCAGUUUUCGAUGGCUGGUAUUUCCUUCUAUAUUGCUUGCAAAGAGCAGAAAAUUGCAAAAUUGCUCAAGUAUCAGCUCUUUCAACUUUUGAAUUUAGUUGGUAUGCAUGCUAAUGAAAAAAGAUGUAAACUAUAACAUCAGCAAAGAUUCACCUAUUGAUAAUCUGUUAAAAAUUAUAGGAUCAGUUAUGGCGUAAUGCUGAUUCAGGAUUAGCAGCAUAUUCCCUUGCAAUGCUUAACAAUGUGAGCUACAAUGUUGUAGAGUUUGCCAAGUCACAGGUGAGGAAAGGAAAACAUUGUUUCCUUAGUGCUGCAGUAUGUUGAGUUCACAUGUCUCAUGGAACUAGAACUCGGAGUGUCACGAGUUUCGAUUCUCACCUGGAGGUCAGAAUUGUUUUCGAUCUCUCUGGUGAUAGAAUUCUCCUUUCUCCAAAUUAUAGAGGUACUCAUGCAGACUGUAGUGACACCAAGAAACAACUUAUAAUAUUAAGGGUUUAGUUUUUGAAGAAACUGUGUCACUGUUUCAAUGGGAGAGUGAAAAUCACUGACAGUGACCCAGUGCUCAAAAAAUUUGCUUUUGAAUGAUGUUUUUUGGGGUGGCCAAGUUACUAUAUAAGCCCAUUUGACAACACAGAAAUCAUGUAGAGAAAUUUUUAUUUUUGUCCUUCUUCAGGUUGAAUGGAUGAGUGACAAGGUCAUGAAGUCUUUUGAAAUUGGUCGAAUGAACCCUUAUCAAUUCAGGUUUGUACACCAUGUUCAUGGGCAUGGUAGUUCUUUUGUUUUGUUUUGUUUUGUUUGAUUAGUAAGUUGUUCUAUUGUUAAUUAUGUUCUAUUUUGCAGACACUGUCAAUUAUGCCACAGCUUGGCAGACCUUGCCAAAAUUUCAGAACCAAAAGUUGUUCUAGCAUCAGUAGCAGACCUGACAUGUGGUUUUUCACGAGAACUGUUCAUCAAGUGGGCAGAGGAACCCAGAAAUACAGUAGUAUUCACCUGUCGACCAUCACCUGGCACACUGGCUCGGACUUUGAUUGAAAACUUACAGCUGAAAGCAGUUGACAUUGAGGUAGAGCUAGAAUUAUUUUCACACCUUAAGAUUAUUUGCUGUGACUAGCCGGUGUUUCUGUGAUAACUAGACAGCAAUUUUUUUUGCUGGUUGCUGGAGCUUUCGGAAAACACAGGGUUUUCAUAUUUAAGAAGCCUAGUAGCAGGAGAAAGGUGUAACAUUACAGGAGAAUAUUUUGAAAGAGGCUCCAUGUCUGAAUAAAAAAUAAUCAUAGGCUACAGAACGUCAGUCGAAGAAUUCUGUGUUUUAAACAGAGAAUUCUCCAAUCUCCAUUGCCUAAUGAAAACCCUGAAAACUCUUCAGUUACUAAAAUAAUUUUAAUUGGUUGUUAUUGUUUUGGAGUACAGGUGAAAACAAGAGUGAAGCUGGAAGGAGAAGAACUUGAAAGAUAUUUGGAAGCAGAGAAGGAAAAGGAAAAGAGUCGACAAACAACUGAAGCCACUGACAGAAGGUACUUGUAGUUUAUGGUGUUGUUUUUUAUGGGCUAUUUUUCUUCUUCUGGCUGGGUAAUACUAAUAAAAUAUGAUAUGCGUUUCUUCAAUUUGCUUAAAGAACCUACUGGUGUUGACAAAGUACACUUUAAAAAUCGAUUGCCAAAUGAUAAGUUGUUGUCAAGCUUCACAGCAGCGCAGCUGGCUGUGCAUUUACCACGACUUACUUUGCAUUUACCAUGACAUACUUUCUCCUUUUGUCUUGUCUUUGUCUUGUUCUGUUCUCUAGCAUUGCUCACCAUGUAUGAAGACAUGUUUUUUACAAGGACUUAGGAUCAUUAUUAAAACAUAGUGCAAACCCUGUUUUUUUGUCUGUGUGACUAUGUCAAGCAUGUAUACAGCUUAUAGGUGGGAAACAUUUUCUUCAUAAAAUGACCCCACAUUAUAGCAGAAGAUCCGGAGGUCCUUGAUGUAAUCAUUGUAUCUUUUACAAUGGGCAAAUAAGGAGAUGUGACCAUUGCAAUAUAUAAAUCCUUCCAGCUAUUGCAGUUCUGAAAUAAUGAAUACAUUAUUCCGUAUAAUUUUAUUUGAAUACACUACUCCCUUGUGAGUGAAGCAGUUGAAGAAUCAUAACAAAAAAAACACUGUUUUUGACUCCUACAAUCAAUAAUCAAACAAAAUACUUCCAGUACAGUUAGUUGACAUGUGAACGUAUUGACCUCAAGACAUUUGUCAUCUGGCUAGGUCAUUUGUUGGUUCUGUGUUUAAUCAAUUUCAGGUUAAUUUAUAGUACAAACCUUAAUCACAGCUGAUUAGAAAUUUUUGUUUUCAGUCACCAUUUGACAGGAGAGGAAAGUGAUAGUGAUAGCGAUGAAGAUUUAGAAGGAGGAGUUAGACAUGAUCUUAUGAUGGCUGAUGAAAAGGUAUGGCUUAAAAUGGGCAUAGGGGUUAGAGCCGUAAACACGGGACCAGCAUAGAGUUCUAAAGUGUGACAUCAUAAAAAAUUAAAUUUGUGAAAUUAUGGGAUUUGUUAGGAUAUUCUGAAAGAAAAACAUCCAAGAGGCCUACACAUGUACUUGCCAAAAACUAGCAUUGUGGCGCAAAUUGUCUCUGAGAUAUUAGAGAGUUUUAGAUCGGAGUUUACCGCAAACCUCUAACCGCUGGAGGUCACGUGACAAGUCUUUCACGUCACGUUUGAGGUUUACGACGUGCGUUUUCAACGUGGGGAGGUAGGUUUUCACGUAUGUCAUUUACCUGGAAGAUUUUAGCGUAUAAUUCUUGUUUCAUCCCACGUAAUGAUACAAAAAUCUUUUGGAGCAAGUCUUUAUCCAUUAACAGAGGCACAAAUUCGGGCGAAAUGCUAAAUUUGAUAAAUCCUAUUGGAUCUUGAAAACAAGUGCCAUUCAUGGCUGCUGAUUUAAAAUGGCUGCCGUAAUUUAAUCCACCACCAAUCUAAAUCGAAUUAUGUUUGAACGUCGAACCGCAAACGGGUAACCGCAAACCGCGGUUAGAGGUUUGCGGUAAACUCGGAUCUAAAACUCUCUAUUAGCCCAGUUAUGCUGUGAUGACUCCAUACAAAUAACCGGGCUAAUAUCUCAAGACAAUUUACCCCGAAAUGCUAAUUUUUGGCAGGUAGGUGUCUUGGACAUUGUUCUUUCAGAAUAUCUGAAAGAAUAUUGGUAGGAAUUUAAACUUGUUAACUACAUUAUUCUACUUUGAAAUUUUUUUCCUUCAGGGUGGUCGGAAAAGUAGUUUUUUUAAACAGGCAAGAUCAUAUCCUAUGUUCCCCUGUCAUGAAGAGAAGAUAAAGUGGGAUGAUUAUGGAGAGUUUAUAAGGUGUGUACUUACAUUUAGUACAGACAGGAGCCAUGAUGUCUCAUUAUGGCUCCUGCUACAGAACAGAGUACCAAAACUAGAUUUCAUUAACAUCACCUCAGCAAAAGAGCCAUUUUUACAGUUAAUUCACUAUGUUUAAUUACUCUUUAGUGUGAAAACAAACUUUAUCGCCAUUCCCAACAGAUUAAAAAGAUAAAUAGCUAUGCAUAUAGAUCAGUUAAAUCACUGUUGUCAGCAGUCUGUCCGAGCGCAGGCAGCCCAAACUCAUGUUAAAAAAGGGGUGUCUGUGCAUCACGGAUAUGCAUUAUUGACCAGGCUGUUUCUGCAGGACAAAGUGGGUAAGCGCGAGCAGACACGAUAGACUUACCUUGCCCCCUUGGGCAUCCCAUCAGAACUCAGGAUUUGCUUCAUCUUGCCUGCUCUUAGAGAGAGACAUGUAAUUUAAGUUGUAUUUUCUUCACUAUGGCGUUUAUGGGACCUGUCUAUCCUUGCCUGUAGUAUGGGGGUGUCUGUGAAGUUUAAACCUGAAAAAGCUUAUGAUUAUUUUUACCAACACGUCUUUACCCGAAAAAAUGUCAUUAAAACUUUUUGGCUUUUUGAGAAGUCUUAAUUUCAAUUUUUUCUUUAACAGACCUGAAGAUUUCAUGAUCAGGGAAUUACAAGCAGCAGAAGAAGAAAAAGCUAAAGCGGUGAGAAAGGCUUUGAAUCAAUAACUAUCUCUCUUCUCUUCCCAACUUAAUGAAUUGCUCUUCUUCAACUACAGGAACAAAGUAACAAGGAAGCUGCAGAAUCUGAGGCCAUUGCUGGACAAGGUAUGUGUAUGUGGCUUCUAAGGGGGCGGAUUUACUUAUUUUCCUUGAUUGGGCGCAAAUGUUGGUACAUUUUCUUGUAUUGAACGCAUUUGUAUGUUCGUGUGUUUGUAGGAGAAAUGUCCAAAGUACCAACAAAGUGUGUAGUUGACAGACGGCAGCUAAACAUCAGGUGAGCAUCUUUAUCCUCUCACACUCACUACAGUGCUCUUCUUAGGUAACUAAGGAGAACGGGCAGGGCCUCAGGCCACAUCUACAUCCGCUCUCUGAAAACGCAUCUUUUUGAAAUCGCUCUCCAGUGGUUUAGGACCAGUGUUCUUACCAGACCACUGCAUUGCGGCAUUGCCACACUCUUUCGGGAAAUGCCGCACCAUAAUAAUUAGCCUGAGGGUUCCCAAGGGUGCAAAGAAGGAAAAAACCUAUUACAAAACGUACUUAAACUUACGUAACCAUACGUACAUUUCCUUGUAAUAUAAGCCAAAAUUUAAUUGAUUAUGGCGUCUUUAGAAAACACCAAGAAUUUCUAAGACUCAGACCUGUGACAACGUUGAGCUGACUGCAUCUAAAAGUUGUGACCCACUUUUCUCCAUCACCCUCACGGCCCCCUUUUAGCUUCUCUAUGGGCCUGUGGACCCCAGUGUACGAAAUCCUGGUAAGAGCACUGUAAGGACCCCGUUCACACGAAUCCGGGUAACAAUAUUUGCGAUUUCAAAAAUGACCGGAUUCGUGUAAACAGAAUCCUGUUGACCCCAAUGUACGAAAUCCCGGUAAAAACACUGUAUGACCCCGUCUACACGAAUCCGGGUAACAACAUGUCCGGUUUCAGAAACGACCGGUUUCGUGAGAACGGGACCUGAAUUGAAUUCGAAAAUAUCCCGUUUCGAUCGUCUACACGAAUUCGCAAAUCCGUUAUGUGGAUCCAAAAUACACACAUCUGGUGAGCGCUUUGAAAAAGAUGCGGUUUUGGUGAGCGAGUUAUUUGGUUUUGUGUGGACGGAAGGCCGAUUGGUUAAAAAAAAAAUAUGUGGAACUAAAAAAUGUCGGAAUUCAUGUGGAAGGGGCCUAAUCAUUCGUACGUUAACAUUAGUGUAAGUCAUCGUAUAAGAAUUUAUUAUUCUUAGCUUGAUGAAUGAACAAAAUGCGCAUGAAGUUUGCUUUUACACUCGCCUUUAGCAUUUUUUUAUGUAGUGGUCACUUCAUCUUGCCAGGUUUUUCUGAAUUUAUUGAAGGCCCUUUGCGGUGUAUGCUCACGGAGUGAACUGGCUUCUUUGUGUUUUUUACAGGUGUUCAUUGUUGCAUAUUGACUUUGAAGGGCGUUCAGAUGGCGAGUCCAUCAAGAGAAUUCUUUCACUAGUUAACCCAAGGAAUCUUGUAAGUUAAUUCCGCCUUCAAAAUUGUUCCAUCUGAACAAACUGAACCCAUGAUAAAUUUAGUGACACAGCUCCUUUAAUUAACCAACCUUCACCUUCAUUUGUGACAGAUUCUAGUGCACGGAACCGCAGACGCCACAGAACAUUUAGCUGAGUACUGCAAAGAGAGCAGCAGCAUUCAGGUCAAUCAGAUUUUUACUCCACAAUGUGGCGAAACUGUGGACUCCACUGGCGAAAGAUACAUUUACCAGGUAAAGUCGGACCCCUUUUUACGGACACUCGCUUAAUACGGAAACCUCAUUAUUACGGACAGUUGUUUAGUCAAUUUCUCAAAAUGUGCGUGAUUAUUUUUCCUGCAGGUCAAGUUGCGUGACGCUCUUGUUAGUUCGUUACAGUUUUCUCGUGCGCGUGACGCAGAACUGGCGUGGGUGGAUGGACAACUGCACAUUAAUGCUUCGGAGUCACACGUGGGGCUGGUUCUUGAAGAUGGCGAGUUGCGUGACGAGGAGGAGGGUCAGGAGAAGAUGGAGACUAAUCAAAGUGGUAGUAAAGAGGAGCCAAUGGACACAGUGCCCGUGCUGGAACAACUUCCGAUUUCUCAGGUAAGAUGGUAAUCAAUGUGCUAGUAGGUUCAAGAUUUUUCAGUUUCAUUCAGGCCUUCUUGGGAAACUCACCAAUAGUAUUAACUACGAGGAGACCGUAUUUUUCCUCAGGGACACUGAGUAGUGUUCACGCUCUUGCCUCCGCAGAUAGUCUCAGCCACAAGUUGCUCGGUACCUUUUUGGUAACUUUUGCUUUAUUUGGAGCACCUUACUGGCAACUUCUGCUGUUUGAAGCAAAUUCAGAAAUUCUGGGGCUGUCUGCAGACAAAUCAUAAGGAGGCGAAGGAGAAAGAAAAAGAAAGCGCGCGGGGGACGAUGGGAAGGGGAAAGAGAGGAAGACAGGUGCUAGUUUCUCGCCUUUUCCGUCUUCUCAUCGUCCAUCCUGCGCAUAUUUUUAAUCGUUGCCAUUUUUAUUGGAAUACCCAGCGGGAGUCUAUAUGAAGGAGAGAGAGCCACCAAGAAAGACGGCGAACUCAGUACUUGAGCAUUGCUGAAUCGCUGGUACAACUCAAUCACCAGUCGGUCUAAAGCACAAGAAUAGUAUGACUGUGAAAGGUUUGAACCCAGGAUUUAUUUCAAAAGUAGGUUGAGUUUGAUCGUCCGGGUGAACGUAGUUGUUGACAGUGACUGACGUUUCGACAACCUGUGCGGUAGUCAUCUUCAGAGUCAAAGUGAGUUGUAUCACAUCAUUUGAUUGUGUUAUACUCUGGUUAUUGAUCUGAUUGACGUAAUCGCGACGUAAUUGACCAAUCAGAUCAAUAACCAGAGUAUAAUACCAUCAACUGAAGUGAUACAACUCACUUUGACUCUGAAGAUGACUAUCGCACAGGUUGUCGAAACGUCAGUCACUGUCAACAACAACAGUCCUAUUCAGGACUACCUUCACCCGGACGAUCAAACUCAACCUACUUUUGAUAAUAAUAAUAUGUUAUUUUAAUAACUUUCUCCCCAGAUCACCGGACACACUUCAGUUUAUAUCAACGAGCCUCGCUUGUCAGAUUUUAAGCAGGUGUUAAACAAGGCUGGAAUACAAGCGGAAUUUGCCGGAGGUGUUUUGAUCUGUAACAAUGUCGUAGCAGUUAGACGAGUGAGUAAAAAACCUUAGUACUUUCUCGAUACAGCCUAGUGGAUUACAUAAUUGGAUUUUAUUUUCCUGAAAAUUACAGUAAGUUAUUACCCGCCCAUCGAUAUUUUGGAAAAUACAUGCUGCAGAAGUCGUAUAUCAGCCAAUAUCCUGGGUUCGAUUUUUCUGUCAAUAACAUUGUAAAGGCAAAAUGAAGAAUUCUUGCCCGAGGAGAUACCAUGACUACGACUGUCACUUACUUUCUGUAAUCUUGCUUGAGGUUUUGGAAGGGUACACACAGGCGUGUAGCUAGAGAGAUUCCGGAGUACUGUAAUUUAUUUAUUGUUUUCUCGUGCAAAUAACGGCUCUUCUCGACUAAUUUUGUUCUUGCCGUUUUUUCAGAACGAGACUGGCCGGGUGGGCCUGGAAGGAGCCGUUUGUGACGACUAUUACAAGAUCCGGGAACUGUUGUACCAACAAUACGCCGUCGUGUAAAGGGAAACGUGCUGAAGACAACUCAGCCCUUUCUUUCCGUCUCUGCUAGUGCUCUUGACUUUAGUGGUCUAAAAACUAACUCGCUAGAUGAAGUUUGAAGCGUCUUCUAGACCCUUUUUAUCAAGGAUGUCGGUUUUGUUAUACGGAGAGAAUUACAGACCAAGAACUACUUUUGGUACACUGCUCUUUUGCGCCUGUUAUGAGGAGAAAGGCGUUUUGUGUUCUGUAGCGCAAGUAUCAGCAGGCCAGUCUUGUCUUUCAAUAAGGCGGCUUUACUGUUGGCUUUAUUGCGUCUUGUAGUGUUAAACAAGAAAAGUAAUAGAAGAGUAGAGAUGUUGCUGCGUCGUUGAUGACGGUGAUUGAUAAAGGCGAUGACAUUGUUACAGGUUAUAAACGAUAAUGACAAAAUAUAAUCAUUGAUGCGAAUGCUGUUUCUAAAAGCAACCCUUAAAACAUUCGUUAGUCAGUGCCCAUACAGGCUCAAUAAAGUUAGUACAGGCGACUAGAACAUCAAAGAGUGAAUUGUCGCGGGCAAUCGCUACCCCACAUAAGCGGAUUACCUCAACUACCUGGGGUCCUGCACCUCUAUGUAAACAGGCCCCAAGGUUAGGGCCAUUGUUAUUAAAACCUCAGCGGUAUUGCAAAUUUCAAUGGGGCGUUUUCACAUGAUGUCAUGGCGGGCAUAUUGGUGCUCGUGACAAUCAGAUGUUCAGCUAAUCCUCACACAGAGAUACGCUUCAUCCUCUCGCAAUAGACCUUAUUCAUGACACCCGCCAUCUGUGCAAGCGCUUGAGGGUGGAUGGGAUAAAAGCUAUGUCACGUGGUUUCUCUUUUGGUAAACAAGAGAGAAAAU
Messenger RNA from Porites lobata, 16469 nucleotides. The record is from the annotation of a GenBank genome assembly. Lineage: Eukaryota; Metazoa; Cnidaria; Anthozoa; Scleractinia; Poritidae.